Messenger RNA from Camelus dromedarius (Arabian camel), 1003 nucleotides. Its product is annotated as olfactory receptor 4A47-like. Gene Ontology annotation, cellular component: plasma membrane. Gene Ontology annotation, molecular function: G protein-coupled receptor activity; olfactory receptor activity. Bases 1 to 948 code for a protein of 315 amino acids. The transcript has a single exon. The record is from RefSeq and is a predicted model, not a curated record. Lineage: Eukaryota; Metazoa; Chordata; Mammalia; Artiodactyla; Camelidae. Gene Ontology annotation, biological process: G protein-coupled receptor signaling pathway.
AUGGAACCAAGGAACAAUGUAACUUAUUUCAUCCUCCUGGGCCUCACACAGAAUCCAAAGGAGCAGAAAGUCCUUUUUGUUAUGUUCUUGCUCUUCUACAUUUUGACCUUGUUGGGCAACCUGCUCAUUGUUGUGACAAUAACUGUCAGUAAGACCCUGAACUCGCCAAUGUACUUUUUUCUCGCUAGCUUAUCAAUUAUGGACAUGGCUUAUUCCUCUUCUAUUACCCCCAGAUUGAUUUCAAGCUUGUUCUUUGGGGAAAAUGCUAUAUCCUUUGAAUCUUGCAUGGCUUAUCUGUUUAUAGAUCACAUUUUUGGUGGAUCAGAGGUCUUCCUUCUGUUGGUGAUGGCCUAUGACCGCUAUGUGGCCAUCUGUAAGCCCUUGCACUAUUUGAUUGUCAUGAGGCAAAGGGUGUGUGUUGUGCUGCUGCUGGUGUCCUGGGCUGGAGGCUUUCUGCAUUCAGUAAUUCAGCUUAGCACUAUUUAUGGGCUCCCAUUCUGUGGCCCCAACAUCACUGAUCACUUUACAUGUGACAUGUACCCCUUAUUGAACCUAGUGUGCAUCGACACCUAUGUCAUUGGCAUCUUAGUGGUGGCCAAUGGAGGACUGAUCUGCACUAUUGUGUUUCUGCUCUUACUCACCUCUUAUGGAGUCAUUUUGCACUCUCUAAAGAACUUGAGUCAGGAAGGGAGGCGGAAAGCCCUCCAGACCUGUGGUUCCCACAUCACUGUGGUUGUUUGUUUCUUUAUUCCCUGUAUUUUUAUAUAUGCAAGACCUGCUAAGACCUUCCCAAUUGACAAAUCAUUAAGUGUGUUUUAUACAGUCAUCACCCCUAUGCUGAACCCAUUAAUCUACAGUCUAAGAAAUUCUGAGAUGACUAAUGCUAUGAAGAAACUCUGGAGGCAAAAGGGGAGAUCAAAUAUGAAAGAAAUUCAUUAUGAAUCAUGAGAAAACUCAUUAACAUUAGGGCCAACCUCCCAGAAUGUAAAAGUCUUCAUAAAUC